UGAAAUACAGCUUUAUAUCAAAUAUUAGAUAUUUAAUUUAUUGAAUAUUGCAGCAUUUGUGUUUAUUAUUAUUUUGAGUGCACAUGCACCCACAUCUUUUUGCGUACAUACAUACAUACAUAUGCAUAUAAAUGCAAGAACAGUGCUUUUAAUGUGUUUCAAUCACCCUUGCUGUGACUAGGUGAUAACGUUGCUUCUCUUAAUCCAUCAAGAAAGUAAAUAAUCUGCAAGUGCAGCGGACAGAUGCAAUAGUUUAUAGUUGAUUAAAUCGCGCUUGUUGAGUCUCGAAAACAGCAGCUCAGUAACUGUUAGCAAGUGUACCGCAGUGGUUUUAAAUAAAUAUACGACACUUGUAAGCAACAUAUAACUGUAUAUAAAUCAAAUGCAUCUGCUUAAAGAUUACAAAAUCGAAUUAUACGUAUAUUUAAGCACAUAUUUGCAGAUAGUUCGCCUCUCUUCUCAGAUAUUUACUAAAUGAACGUUUGCGAAAGUGUAUGUUAAAUUAGCAACUAAUAGUGGAACAGAUGCCAAUACAAAUCGAAAGCAACAAAACUACAAUUACUAAACAAAUUAAUACAUUCGACUACUGCUUUGAUGUGAUACGUGCAAAUAAUGGAACAGCAGGCCAGCGAGCAGGCGGAGUGCAGUGCUUAUUUGCUGCUGGAAACAUUAACUACUAUUUGGAAAAAUUAUCAAAAUGCCGGCGAUGACAAUGCAGCUAAACUGCAUUGGAUGGAACUUUUUCUGUUCUAUUUUCAAUAUGUAGAGGAGGACACAUUGCAAUCGGAGGGAAUAAAAAGUUUCAUACACAAUAUACCCGAAGAGAUCACCUCCUACCUCUUGGAGACAGUUUGUAACAUCAUCAACGAAUCUCACUUAUCAAUUCCUUUACAAACAGCUGAAUGUGAUAGUAGUACUGACCUAGUACAAAGGGAGAUAAGCAUAAGCAACACGAACGCUACGAAUUCCUUACUGACAAAUCGAAGUUUUACUCCGUUGAUAUUAAAUGCACCAAGUGAUUGGAGUAAAAUUAUUGCUUUGCGGCAAUUUUUAACAAAUCACAUCGGCAAGCAUUUGUUGCGUUUUCUUUUACGCGUAGACAAUAAGCUUAUCGCUUCACAAAAGGGCCUUUGCAAUCUUUGUUGCAAAUUGUUUCCGAAUUGCAAAUGGAAUACGAAGGAGUUUAUAUUGGAUACACCGCUUUCUAUACUAACUGUCAUCGGUAGUAUUGCGCCAACACAGUUGUCCGGUGUCGACAUGCAUAGCACUGCACACAUUUUGGAUUGUGAAACACAGUCGGAGACAGUUUUAUUAGAUGCACAGCAGCAGCACGAGGAGAGAUUUAAGACAUUUAGUAAUAGUGUUGUGAGCAGCGACGAAAUCGCCUAUUUACUCGUACAAAUAAUGGCGAAAUGUGUGGCAAACGAGUGUGAAGAUAAUCUUAAUAGUCAAUCAGUAUCAGUGAUCUCAUUAAAUUUCGCAUUGGAAUGUUUAUGUUGUGAUGAUGUUGUUUAUGCAACCAGACAGAAUGCCAACACAAUCAAACUUGAACUGCUACAGCUUACAAUACGUUGUAUUAAUAAUAUAUUCAAUGCUACAGCCAGCAUAAAUGUUUUGCAAUUUCAAAAUAUUUUCAACAUGUUGGCGGUCAUAUUGAAAAAGCAUGCUAUGGAAAUUACAGAAAUCAAAUGUGAAAAUGUAACGGAGAAUGGCAACUACUCAACAUUGGAUUUUGGUUUGGAAUUUCUCAGCGCCAGCAAUUAUGUUUUCUUUUACACGCUACAAAAUAUCAUAAUGCGUCUCAAUAAAUCUAAGGGAACGCAUAUAAUUGGUGGCAAUAAGAGCAGCCUAAAUGAUUUGCAGUGCAUCGAUGAGAAGGUGAUUGAUGUAAGCAUUAAAACAUUCCAGCAAGUGUUGCAGAAGUUGAAAAACAUUGCUGUUGUGAAUGCUGAUGCGCGCAUGCUCACUGAGUUAACUUUUCGAACACUGCUUAAGAUCAACGAACAACUUUUCAAGCAUGAACAGCAGUCCAAGAACAAUGUCAAUUAUACGAAUGGUGGUGGGAGUGCGCGUAGACGUUGUCGCCACUUGCGUCAAGCGCAUUGUCACACACAAGCGCCAACCUUAAGCUGCUACUUUCAGGGCACCUUGCUGAAUUUGCUACCCCACAUCAGCGUCGAUAUGCAAGAGGAUGCUGUGCGCUAUUUAUUACGCAUCGGCAUUUGUUGUUGUCACUAUACAAUCGAUACCUAUGCGUCGUGUUUGCAUAUGAUUUCGCAACUAACGCCUUUAUAUCAAAAUUGUACCUAUAAAUUUUUACAUCGCCGCAUACUUUAUACUAUCCUCACGCAAGAUCAUGGUGUGUACAAUAAACGUGCGCCGGAUACUUGUGCCAAAUGUGAUACAAAACUGAAGUCGCUUGAGUUUCGCAAGGAGAUUUUACAGCUGUACAAGCAGCUGCAUGUUGAGCUCAACACCGCGGAGUGUGGUGACAGUAAAAUGUUGGCAUUGCAACUGCUGUUAAAACAUUUAAAAAACAUAUCAGAUACAUUGAGCAGCGAUAUGGCUGCGGGUAUUUUGGCUGAGGUCAUAUUGCCCACAUUUCGCAAAUUCAAAGUGGAAAUGUUGCAAAGUCGUAAAGCAAAUAAAAGCAGCGAGUCUAAAAACGCAACAGAAACAACAACAAAUAAUUCACAUAUCAAUAUAUCAUUUCCGGAUAGUGAAACUCGUACAGCCGACGGCCCCAUGACUACUUUGGUCAUCUUACAAGAUUGUUUGAAUAUUUUUGUUGCUUAUUUGGGUGGCGAUAUACGUUUGAUUAAGGCGUUUUACAACGAAGAAAACAUAAUGCAUUUGGAGGAUCUCUACUAUGAGCCACCGUUAGUGCAUAGCAUAUGUGAGCUGAUCAAAAUUGGUAUUGAUAAUGUAACCUUUUUGGGCGAAAGUAAUCAAGAGCAAAUGCUGCUGAGUCGUCGCCUCAUUAUGUUGUUACUGAAUAGCAGCGCCUACAAUGCUUUUCAAUUUAAUGCGUUAACAUUCAAUCAACAAAUUGACAACGAAGCGUGCGAAUUGUCGCCUAAAAAGUUGGUGGAAAAAGCGGACGCAAUGAAUGCGGUUGACAUUUUAUAUGUAACAGCGCUCAAAUGGUCAUUUAUACACGAGCUGCUGCAGACCAGUCAAUGUUUCUACAACGCAUUAACGUCUAUGUACAAUUUAAAUAAGUGUAAUGCGCCAACUGUUGAACCUGAUGACUCACUAGCGCAAAGCAGGAGUGUAAAGGAUUUUGUUACGUGCGAAUUGUAUGUUGGCAAAACGAUUGACGACAUUCUCUUACUAAAUUAUAAUGCUUUGAGCACAUUUUUGCAACUUUCGCAAUGCAAAUCUUCGAGUAUUCCUACAAAACGCACACAAUCGUCGCCACAACACAACACCAAUACGGGCACGUCAACGCCAAUGCAAGACGCACACUACAAUGCAAUCAGCGCCGAAGCCAACAAAGAAGACGCUUGUUUGUCAAGUUCACUGGAAUAUUUGCUCACUAGCAUCGAAGUAGAUGCGCUACAACAAACGUUUGGUUCGAUUAGUUCAUCGAUUGCAGCGCAUGUGUCAACAAUUGACGCCUUUAGCGCAACAUCGGCGGCGAUUCCAAGUUUAACGAAUAGCGAUUGCAGUUUUGUCGCAAACGCACACACACAGCGUUAUGCAGAAGCAUAUAAUUUCACAUUUUUAGACAAAUUAAAAAGUCAGCAUUCAACAAAAUACACUGUAGAUUUGCAAAGUAUUGAUGACGCAGAAAUUAACGAAAGUGUUGUCAUAUUCGAUGUACGUAAUCAGCAAAGUGCAAGUGUAACACAAAAUACAAUAUUACCGGCAACAACAACAACUACAACACUGCAUGCUGUUAGUGUGGAUGCGCUCGUUCCCACAUCAGUUUGGAGCUGUGCUGCCAACGCCUUAUCUACGUCCAUGCUUGUAGCGGGUCCAGAAACGAAUGCGGCCGUGCUUAGUAUUGGCAUAAGUAUAUUUGCGAAAUUUUUCAGUGUACUCGGCUCAUUUUUUGGUGCCAGCAAAACGGGUUCGUUAACCGAUUUAAACAAUAGUGCGUGUGAGCCAGAAAUCGAUUCGAAUCUUAUUUGCUUGCUCGAAAAUAGUAGUGAUAGUAAGCGUUAUCUGCUAAGGCUUUUCGAGACUACAAUGGCCAUUAGCAUCAAAAGUUUCAAAGACGAAGGCGCGCAAACGAUGGAAAAGCAUUUGCUAAAGCUGAAGGCAGUGAUAUUGAGUAACACCAUAGCCGGCAAUGAGCCAGCUGCAGCGCAUCACGAAGAGCAUUCACGCGAAAACGCUGUGGUAAAAGCACUACAAAGUCUGCUGAAAAUUGCAGAGCAGACCAACAACAACAGCAACACAACGCCAACCGCAAUCGCCAACGAUUUGAAUGGCAGCAGCAGCAACAAGGCUUUGGAAAACAACGCUAGUGAAGAAACGGUAUUGCCAUCACCGUUACGACCACGUGCACGUUCCUUCAACAGCACAAGAACACAGUCCAAGCACAGCAAUGUGACCACACCGCGCACAGCGGCGCCCAAGCGACAGUUGUCUGCCGAAAGUGGCGAUGCAGAUUAUUUCUCCACGCGUAUGUCGUUGUUCUGUGAAAGUGAAAUGGAGUUGAGUGAGAAUGAGAAUGAUACCAACUAUGUAACGGCUGAUGAGGGCUACGAAGCCGAUGGUGAGAUACCGGAAAUCUCCGAAUCGGAGACUGAAUUGGAUAAAGCCGAAUUCUGGAACUCAUUUCAACCGAGUUCGCGCUAUCGUACUCACUUGCUGCAUGAUGGUCUCUGUCAUUUGGUUGUGGAAAUUCUAAUUGAACUAUCGGAGAGAUGUAUCGCCAAUCCGUUGGGUUGGUGUGAGUGUUUGGUGCAAUUGGCAAAUCGGCUGUUUGUGAUACGUGCGAGUAUAGGAGACUCGCUGUUUUUGUUGCGUGGUUUUGCGCCAGUGCUGAAAUGCGGUGAUCCACGUUUGAGAGAAUUGCAACAAUCUUUAUUGGAACUAAUUGUGGACGUGAAUACGCCUGAUGUUUUAUGCACCUAUUUUAAUAUUUUGGCCGCUAAGAAUCCACCUGUGGAUCUUUUAAUAAAAUAUCUCAAUCAUAUUUGUGGCAACAAACUACGAAAGCCUCAGGCAAUGGUGGAAUUAGAAUUUCCGGUGACAGUUGACGGCAAAUGCACCUCUACCAGUGAUCAGCGCAUAACAAUGGAUAUCGAUCACUUACGUAAUCAGCAUAUAAACGCGCAAACACACACACCAUUAUCACGUACACCCUGUAUUAUGCCCAUAACGCAUGCGCGACUGUGGUCCAACGACGGUUUUACACUAUCGCUUUGGCUGCAGCUGAAGGGUGCACACAAUAGUAAACCCUCAUCGAUACUUACGGAGGAGGAAGCACGCAGUACACACGAAGAUAGUCAUGUAAGUAAAACACACAUCGUUUCAAUCGGCACCAAUCAAGUGCUGCUGAGCGCUUAUGUCAAUCGCGAUAUGAAGUUAGUGUUUGAAACAAGCAAACCCAAUGCAGAAAUCCCCACUCAAACAUCAGCAGCACAAACGCCAACAGAACCAACGAACGAAAAUUUGGAGGAGCGAAAUCAGACUCAACCAAGAGAUUCGCCCAAUCAUACCAACAGCGACAAUGCAAACACCACACCCACACCGUUGACUUCACCACCCCGCGCCGGCAGUCCUUCAACGCUGCGUGUUGCGCUAAAGCAAACGAAGCUCGUCAUACUCAACAGUUUCAACAAUAUGCAUCUCUUUAAGUACCAUAACCACAAUCAAUCGUAUGAGACCGCAUCGGUUGCACUGAGACAUUUUCGUUUCGCGCGCAACCGUUGGACACACAUCGCAUUUAGUGUGUGCACGCAUCAAGACCACUUGGAGUUGAAGGUUUAUGUCGAUGGUGUGGAGCAGGAAAUUGUCUAUUUGCAUUUUCGUAAUGUACGCGCUCUACAGCGCAGCCAUGCCUUUCAACUCAUUUGCCUUGGUGAUAGUGUGCCAGCCACCGGCAGCGCGCAUAAUGUGGGCGCUCCAACCGAUUCGCGUUCCACCGUUGAUGGCUAUCCUCUAGCAUUUAGUCUAACAAAUUUACUGUUAUUCAAUUGUAAAUUCAACGCAUGGCAAACCAUAGCCAAUUUAACUGCUAUGGGUCCAGAUUUUUCCGAGCUCGCGCCACUGCAAGUGAACGCGUGGCGUCCCAAUUACGGUUUUGUCAAUAUGGGUAGACUGAAGAGAGCGAAUUUCGGUAAUGUCGCGGAAUCAAUGCGUGCUUUGUAUGAGUCACGCCUACUAGUUUACACCGCUGAGUCGCCGGAUAUUGUAAUGGGCUUUAAUAAUGAAGUAAAUGCUAAAGAAGGCAGCGUCUCAAGUGCCGCACGCGUUUAUGGAUUGAUUUUGUACGGUGAGCUGAUACAGAAUCAUUUACGCUCCAUUCAAGCCACUACUUUGCUAUGCGGUGGCCUUUCAACGCAACUUUACUUAUUCGCAAGGAUUGUGGAGCUGAGCAGUAAUUCAUUGUCGCAGUACAUGGCAUUGGAUAUUUUCCUAAAUAUAGCCUUAUCCGAUUCCCAAUUGUAUGCCGAGUUUUUACGCAUCAACUAUAUGAGCCUUAUAGGUUAUGUGGUGAAAACCGAUCGUUGCACGAAGGAUGUGCAUCUCUUACGUAGCAUUUUAAAUAAUGCCUGCUCACAAGCGAUUAUCAAUAAAAAGGGUGACACAUUGGAAAUUUGCGAAAAUACAACAGCUAUCGUUGUGUAUCCACAAUUGAUCAUAUCGAUAUUACAUCGUUACUCGGAUUGGCAUCGUUCGGGCGUCGAACACUCGGAUGUGCUGGACAUGCUAUUUCACUGCAUUUUAGCGUUGACACGUGAGAAACAUCCACAACGUGAUUUAAAUUUAGAACAGUUAAGUGAAGCGGGUCUCCUCAAAGAGUUGCUGAAUUUAUGCAAAGUUUAUGUAAUCGAAUCGCCAAAUCCCGUAUACAUAUCAAAAAGUGCUGCCGAAUCCUUUGUUGCUAUAUUAUCCGUUUUCGCCGGUUCGCCGCCAUCCACAUCACUCAUGGAUGAGAUAAUGAAGCUAUCGCUGCUGCUGCAGAAGCCUAGCGAAUGUUACAUCACACAUGAUAGAUCGAAAUUUUAUUUUCUACUCACACCACUGGCGCCGGUGAAGGAGCGUUCAACGGCUGUAUCCAGCUUCGAUCGCGUCACAACACCAUUUCGCCGCAAAUCGAAACGUGAACGUCCCGGCAUCGCCAAACCAACAGUGAGUGUCGACAAAAGCGAUUUGAAUGCCAAGCAAAAUGAGCGCAUCAAACGUUUACGCCGUUUACAUAUUGCGGCGACAAGCUCGCCCUUCAAACGCAAUUUGCUCGAACUCGAAGAUAACCUAGAAAAUGUGGCCGAUUGCGCGCGUUUGAAUAAGAAAGCGCUGCGCUUGCUAAGUCCAGUUAAUGUGGAGAAUUGGCGCAUGAAAUUCAAACAAACACCCAACAGGCAUGCGCCAACAAGUCCAAUGAGAAAACAGCAAACUCCGAGUAAUGCUGAGAGAAGACACUCAUUAGCCGCUUAUACACCGAAUCGGAUUAGUCAUAAGCGUUUGCGUCACGCAUCACUUAAUUAUUUAGCAAAUGCUGAGACACCGAAGUUGCGCAAACGCAGCACACAAUCAUGCGUGGCGCCAGCUGAUGGCAGCGAUACUGAUAAAGAAGCGCUAACUAACCAACAAAUAGUCGUGUCAACAACGCAAACAGCCACAACGCAACAACGUCGCAGUCGAUUGCUCGUCAAGACGGAUUUCUACAGUUGGCCUGGCAUUAUUGCGUUGCAGGAGGGUCUGUUAACGCUGCUGAAAAAUUUCCUCUGUCUUUUACCCGAUAAUGCUGUAGAAGAGGUCCUGAAGCAUUAUGUUAAAGUCGAUAUUAUAUUGGUCCUAUGCAACAAUAGCAGUUGUGCCGUGCGUACGGCCAUAAUCAAAUUACUUGCCGUGCUGCUGAAGCGCCUACAGUCAAGUGACAUCAACCAACAUGUUAAGAACUUGUAUCCUCAGCACUUGGCAAAUCAAAUGUCUAUAUAUACAACCGAUAUGCAGAUGUUUGAGGCCUGUUUGGAAUGGGUCACCGGCGUUUAUUAUAGCACAACGAAAAUCUUGCACUGUGAUAUGACCUUACAGAUCGUUGAACGCUUCGGCAUUAAUACGCUACUCUCAGUUGUCAUAAAUAUGACCAACAAUCAGGGCGGUCUGAAGGCGAAAGCAUUUAAAAUACUCUACAAAAUGUUCAAUAUGGAAAGCGAACAACAACAACUCUUAAUAGAUGCCGGUUUGCUGCUUUGCUGCAUUAAGUCACUCUUCAAUCUUUAUUUGGGCUCUAGUGUUGUUGAUGCCGUCAUAGAGGAGUCUAUUGUAGUGCUUUUAACGCAGAUUGGCGAGAAGUCUUUGAAAUCGCCGGGACAAAUAAAGUACGUUUGGGAUAUACUCAAUAUGCUGACAUUCCUGCACGAGGGUGCCACUGGUUCGGUCAUAAAGAAUUUACGUUCUGCGCAAGCGCGUCUGCAAUACGCAUGGAUACGCAUGUUCUUCGAGUCGAUAAACGAACCGAAGAAUUUCAAAGUUAUAGCGCUGCCCAACUCCAAUUUAUCACUCGCCGAGACCAAGGAGCGAUUGCGUCUACUAAUCGAUCGUUGCGCACAAUUCUUCACCAUUUGCGAUGCGAAGUACGCACCAAGCGUUACCGAGGUGGAACUAUUCCAAUUGAUUGUGGCCUACAGCAUUGCCACCAGUCAGCGUUGCAACAAUUUCAUUGCUUGGGGUCUGCAACCAUCGCGUCCACAUGAACUACGCGCCUACAUUGUCGAUGCACUUUGGAACUCUUGUCAAGCCGGGCUUUCGCCUCCUGUCAUUUGUGAUGGCAAGAUAAUCAAAUCGUUUUUGUGGUUAUGUCUGCUGGAGGAUUUGGAGAAACCAUUGCCGAACUUGGAGCGCCUCUGCAAGCAUUUGGGUAUAAACGAACAUGACUCCACGUGGAAUUUAGAGAGUGAAUUGGAGCGCAUUGAGCUCAAUCGUAGCACUAUAGCGGCCGAACAAAAAGUAAAAUUAGAAGAGACCGUUUAUCGUCUGGAGUCGCUGGCUGUGAGCUGCAUUGAGUCAUCAAUGUUGAAUACCAGGCGUGUUGCGGAACUGCAGAAUUCCGAACGCAAGCUGCUGAUGUAUCAAUUAAAAGACUAUGACGACGCCAGCAUAUACAAUAAGUGGUUAGGAAUUGUGCGACGCAUGACACACGAAGGUGCACCAUGGCACUCAAAGGAGCGUUCCGAAAAUUCUUGGGAGUUAGAUGACACCGAGGGCCCAUCGAGAGUACACACGCGCCUGCGUCGCUGUCAUUUGGAUAUCGAUAAACGUUUUUUCAUGGAGGACUAUUACAACAACACAACAGAAUUACGUACCACUGAUAUUACAAUGAACAAUAGUGCCUCUUUCACCAACGAAUAUGUGCGUCCAUUGGAAUAUCUACUAUCCAGUUAUGAUCAACAGCUCAAUAUUUCGCUCAACUCGCAAAUACUUUAUAAUUUUCCUGCCAAAUUUCUACCCGUCGAUGGCGAGAUUGAUGGUGAAAUCAUUAUAACCGAUCAUAAACUGUAUUUUAUGGCUACAUAUCGUUGCAAGUACUUCUAUAUUAACUGUGAUAUCUCGAGUAUAAGUGAAAUUUGGUUGAAACGUUAUCAGCAUCAGGAGAAGGCUUUCGAAAUAUUUUUGGAUACAAAUCAAUCAUUAUUUUUCUCACUACAAAAUCAGGAAGAUUAUAAAAUUAUGUACGAUGUAUUUUGUGAUAAAAUCGUCACGCAUCCCGAUCAAGCGAAGAUACUCGUUAUUACGCAGCAGUGGCGCGAGGGUUUAUUGACCAAUUGGGAGUAUUUAAUGACACUGAAUCAAAUUGCCGGUCGCACUUAUAAUGAUCUCAUGCAAUAUCCCAUAUUUCCAUGGAUAUUGUCUAAUUAUGCGUCGGAUAUUUUGGAUUUGACUGACCAGACGAACUUUCGCAAGUUGGAGAAACCGGUUGCGGUGCAGCAUGAGGACAAUGAGGAGCACUACAUCACCACCUACACGUAUCUCAACAAUACGAUGACCAACAUGGGUUCUUUGACACUAAAACCUUAUCAUUAUAGCUCGCAUUAUUCGAAUUCUGGCACUGUACUGCAUUUCCUCGUGCGUGUACCGCCUUUUACCAGUUAUUUUCUCAGAUAUCAAGACAAUAAUUUCGACUUACCUGAUCGUACCUUUCACUCAUUAAAUACCACCUGGAAUUUGGCGAGUCGUGAUAGCCCCACAGACGUCAAAGAGCUGAUACCGGAAUUCUUCUGCUUACCGGAAAUCUUUGAAAAUUUCGAACGUUUCGAUUUCGGCUGCCGACAAAAUGGCGAACGCGUUGAAGACGUACAAUUGCCACCGUGGUGUCUGCGAGAUGCGCGUCUUUUCGUGCUCAUACAUCGCCAGGCAUUGGAAGCAGAGUUGACACGCAAUCAGCUGCAUAAUUGGAUCGAUCUGAUAUUCGGCUAUAAACAGUCUGGUGACAGCGCUGUGGAAGCAAUAAAUGUUUUCCACCCGGCGACAUAUCCGUCAUUCUUGGAAUCCAUAACAGUGGACCCAAUAGAGCGCAGAGCUGUUGAGACCAUGAUUAGGACCUAUGGCCAAAUGCCGCGGCAAUUAUUCAAAAAUCCACAUCCACAAACGAAAACACUCAACUAUUGCCUGGGCGCUAAGGAAGUGCUACCCACUGUGCGUGGCUUGAGGUGGGGCGUCUACUUGGGUUCACCGCAGCUACCAGCGCCGACGCUUGGUAAUAUCUAUAAAAUACCCAGCGCCGAGUAUCUGGUUUCAUUCAAUAAUACCAACGCCGUUUAUGGCUUGCCAAUGAAAUCGUGCAUUAUGCAAGGUGCUGAGGUCGAUACAUUCAAUGUGAUUUCUUGGGAUUAUGAUGAUCACAUUGUGCGUAUACAACCGUUAAAUAAAUUAUACACGAAGCCGAAAAAUAUACUACGCAGUCAGGUUAUCGAUGAUAUUACCGCCUGCGGUGCUGAUCCGAAUUCCAAUCAACUUUGGUUUGGACACAAAUCGGGACGCAUAAGUAUAUACAAAUGUGGCAACACAGAGCAUAAUAGCCGACCGGUGAAGAAUCGACAAAAUUAUAUACGUGGCCUGCGACGUUCAUAUAAUUCGGCAUUUCGCAAGCUUACAACCAAAAGUUAUUCCGAUGAAAGUGAUACUGGCAAUGUAACACCGUUGCUGAGUUCAACUACCGGCGGCGCAGCAGCCGAUGCGCCACAACGCGAUUGCGCCGAUCUCUCAUGGACAGGACCGACAAUACUGUUGCGACACACCGACGAGGUAACCAGUAUACGUUUAUCGGUUGAAUUCAAGAUUGCCGUCUCAGCAGGGCGCGAUGGUAUUGCCGUUAUUUGGGACCUAAAUAACUGGAAUUAUGUGCGCACAAUAGAUAGACCUGCGGAGAUACAUCACUCGCCAAUAACGGUGAUCACUAUAAGCCCCACGCUGGGUGAUAUUGUCACUGUGCACACUACACCGCAGCAGUUGGCGCAAAAGGCAUCGCCGGAGCGACAAAAUCAGAAACCUAACGGCAACAGCCCCGCUGAUAGUGGUCAAACAACAGCAUCAGUGCCCGAUGAAUGCUUCGAGGUGACCGAGGAGAGUCUCGAAGAUUUCGUGAAUGUGUCCGUGCAUCCAAAUGGUAAAUCCAUAUUGCGUUUGCACACGGUAAACGCGCGCUAUGUACAACAUAUUGUGCAUGAGGAUCGUAUAUUGGCGGCCACCUAUUCGUACAUCAAGGAAGGUGUGGGUGUCAAUGUGAUCGCCACCGCUGUGGAAGGCGGCACCAUACGUUUGUGGUCCAGUUGGAAUUUGAGCUUUGUCAGCGAAAUCAUCACAGGCAUAUCAAAUAUACGAAGUAUUGUUUACUCAACACAUCAGCACCUUGUGGCGCUCACUAAAGAUUCGCACAUACAGGUGUGGGAAACCGAGGGACUUUAUGGAAAUUCACCGAAAUUUCCACAAAUAGCAUAUAAGUAAUGGGCGUGAUGAAUUAUACAGCAUAAGCUUAAGAAAAAAACUCACUCAAACACAUACAUACAAUAUAUUUAAAAAGCAAUCACAUUUUACAGAAAUUCAAAUAAUUUGUUGUUGUAAAGAAGGGCUUUAAUGCGGUAAGUUGUAUUUAUUUUAAUACGAGCAACGUGAAAUUAUAAUUUUGUUCGAAAUGUGGUGAUCUCAAAUAACACUUCUAAUUCACAGGGCAACUUCUAUCAACUAAUAAAAAUAUUAAAUCAAUUUAAAUCAAGCCGAAAGAGACGAGUCAUAUUAGAAAUUUUUUUAAACGACCUUAUACAUACAUUUAACUUCUAAAAGUGUUUCUGUUAUGAUUAUGCCUCUCAUAAAGUCAAGCGCUGUGCGCAGAUAGCUUAAAUAGUCUUAAUUAAGGCUCGAAUAACAUUAAGGCUCCCGUGAUUAUGAAUAAAAGCAAUUACGCAAUCCUACAUAGAGAACGAAAGAAACAACAUUAUUCAGCAUUUUGUUAAUAAGGAACAAAUUAUUCACAAAAAUUCAAAAUUGAUGCUGCAGAUUGAGGUUAAAUCCGACCGUUCAGAUACUUGUUCAUUGUAUAUGAAGUAUUUUUUAUAAUCGUAAAUCAACUGCGGAUUACGUCAGCAUCUACUUAACACUCCACAUUGCUGUACUAUUCAUUACAAAUCAUCAUCUCAUUGAAUCCACAACUUUCAAAAGCAAAUUCUACUAUUCCAUAGUCUCAACCGACAACAAUGUGGUAUCUACUAUGCAAUUGGGCGCGCGAUUAUUCACAAUCAGAGCGGCAGGUGUUUGGAAAAACCAGAGCAGUCAAUCAUACGUCAGUGACAUCUUGAAAGUUGUGGCAAUAAUUAUUGCAUCUGCUUGGCAGCACUCAUAAUUAUACAAAUUGGUAGCACUUACAAAAUCUUUGCUGUCAAGUGUAGUGUGAGGACUGGGCCGAUUAAGAAAAUUUCUUAAAUUUCGAUAUUUUUGGAUUCAAUCCUUGCCCAUAGAAAUAAACGAAUAUAUUCGAAAAAUGGCAUGCAACGCAAAUAAGGCACCUUUCCUUCGUUCGAUUGCA
Messenger RNA from Zeugodacus cucurbitae (melon fly), 13201 nucleotides. RefSeq names its product lysosomal-trafficking regulator (gene mv). The record is from RefSeq and is a predicted model, not a curated record. Gene Ontology annotation, molecular function: protein binding. The transcript has 24 exons. Bases 613 to 12126 code for a protein of 3837 amino acids. Lineage: Eukaryota; Metazoa; Arthropoda; Insecta; Diptera; Tephritidae.